Messenger RNA from Microdochium trichocladiopsis, 1676 nucleotides. RefSeq names its product pyridoxal phosphate-dependent transferase. The coding region runs from base 101 to 1528 and encodes 475 amino acids. The transcript has 3 exons. Lineage: Eukaryota; Fungi; Ascomycota; Sordariomycetes; Xylariales; Microdochiaceae. The record is from RefSeq and is a predicted model, not a curated record.
CGUGGGGUCUACAUAUCUAGACCUCACCACCGCAUCCAGAUAGCUUGGCAUCAUCACUUCUCAGGCCAACACCACUGCAUCUCAGUACCACUUGAUCAACAUGGGAGCAACAGAGAACGACGCCCAGGCUACGCUGCCUAUCCGCCCAGCGCCGGCAGCCGCCAAUGGCAGCUCGCCAGCAACCUUCGGCCCAUCCUUGUUGGGGCAAUUUCCCUUUGAUCCAGAAUACCGCAAUAUGAACCAUGGCUCCUUUGGGUCUAUCCCAAAAGCCAUACAAGCCAAGCUCCGCGACUAUCAAGACCAGGCCGAGGCCAAGCCUGACAAGUUCAUCCGCUUCACUGGCCCGCAGCUUCGCGACGAGUCCCGAGCCGCCGUAGCAAAAGUCCUGAAUGCUCCCACAGACACCGUGGUUCUUGUUUCCAACGCCACGACGGCACUCAACGUCGUCUUGCGCAACUUGACGUGGAACCCCGACGGCAAGGACGAGAUCCUCUACUUCCAGACCAUCUACGGCGCGUGCGGCAAGACAGUCGACUACAUUGUCGACACCAACAACGGCAACGUCUCGUCGCGCUGCAUCACCAUCACCUACCCGGCCGAGGAUGACGAGAUUGUCGAGCUGUUCCGCGCCGCCGUCAAGACCUCGACCGAGCAGGACCACAAGCGGCCGCGGGUCUGCAUCAUCGACUCCGUCUCCAGCCUGCCCGGCGUGCGCUUCCCCUGGGAGGCCGUGACCGGCGCCUGCCGCGAGCUCGGCGUGCUCAGCCUCGUCGACGGCGCCCAGGGCAUCGGCAUGAUCGACAUCGACCUCGCGGCCGCGGACCCGGACUUCUUCCUGUCAAACUGCCACAAGUGGCUGCACACCCCGCGCGGCUGCGCCGUCCUCUACGUGCCGCUCCGCAACCAGCACCUCAUGGUGUCCACCCUACCCACCUCGCACGGCUACAUCCCAAAGUCUGCGGCCGGUGGCCCGCGGGCCAACCCGCUGCCCAAGAGCGCGGCAGCAAAGUCGGCCUUUGUCAGCAACUUUGAGUUCAGCGGCACCAUCGACAACUCGCCGUACUACUGCAUCCAGGACGCCGUGCGCUGGCGCGAGCAGACCCUUGGCGGCGAGGCCGCCGUCAUCAGGUACUGCGAGGACCUGGCGCGCGCGGGCGGCCUGCGCAUCGCCGAGAUGCUGGGCACAAAGGUCCUCGACAACAAGAGCAGGAGCCUGUCGCGCUGCGCAAUGACAAACGUAUGCCUCCCCGUAAAGGUGGUCGACUCUGCCUCCGCCUCUGCCACUGCCGCCGCCGAUGACACCGCCACCGUCACCGUCCCCGCCCAAGACGUCCCGCUCGUCCUGCAGUGGAUCCAGCACGAGCUGCCCCACGCCUACGGCACCUUUGUCCCCGUCUACCUCUUCCAGGGCGAGAUCUGGACCCGCGUGUCGGCCCAGGUGUAUCUCGACCUCGCCGACUUUGAGUGGCUGGCCGAGAGGCUGCGCGAGAUCGUCGCGCGGGUCAGCAAGGGCGACUACAAGGCCUAGCUACGCUACGUACCCACUCAGGUGGACAGCCGGGCAUCGUUCCAGGACCUCUAUGCGCAGACGAGUGAUACUUUUGUUGAAAUGAGAGGUUUUUUUUUAUUUUUUUUAUUUUUAUUUUUUUGAAAUAACGUAAUCCACAAGUGGGUGA